Messenger RNA from Grosmannia clavigera kw1407, 2994 nucleotides. RefSeq names its product isochorismatase family protein. Gene Ontology annotation, cellular component: nucleus. Gene Ontology annotation, molecular function: dioxygenase activity. The transcript has a single exon. Gene Ontology annotation, biological process: DNA repair; DNA alkylation repair. Bases 1 to 2994 code for a protein of 997 amino acids. The record is from RefSeq and is a predicted model, not a curated record. NCBI's taxonomy places the organism in Eukaryota, Fungi, Ascomycota, Sordariomycetes, Ophiostomatales, Ophiostomataceae.
AUGCCUCCUCUGUCUCUUUCUAUAGAUCUCGCCGACUUCCCGUCCCUCCGCACGCGGAAAGCGCUACUGAUCCUCGACACCCAACAUGAGUUCCUGUCCGAUGGCGGUGCGUUGGCCAUCAAGGGGUCUGCCGCCUUUCUGGAACGAACUGUGGCUGUGGCCCGGGCAUUUCGCAAGUCCGGUUCGGGAGAUGUCGUUUGGAUUCGCAGCCAGUUUGAAAGCCACCGCCCGGCGGCAGAGGCACACAUAAUGACGUCAGACAAGCUCCAGGUGCUGAGGAACAGCCGUGUCCCGCCCGGGCCGCCGACAGAAGACCAGGAUGCGGACCCAGAAGCAUUUCUGAGCAUCGGCGGAGAGGAAGUACUCCAGAAGGAGAAGGAGGCGCAGGCAGAGAAGCUGUACCCCGGUAGUAUCGGCAGCGAGCUAGUACCAGAUGUUGUAUCUGCCAUCGAGGUCCAUCGAGACGUGGUCCUUGCCAAGUCUCAUUAUUCUGCUUUCCAGAGCAGCCAGCUUCUCGUGCGCCUCCGCACGCACUUUGUCACAGAGCUAUUUAUCUGCGGCGCCUUGACCAACAUCAGCGUUUACGCCACGGCGCUGGAUGCCGCCCGUCAUGGCCUUGCUUUGACCAUCAUUGACGACUGUUGUGGCUACCGAAGCGAAAUUCGCCACAAGAACGCCAUCGCGAGUCUGGUCCGGCUGACGGGCUGCGAGACCAUUGGAUCCAACGCGGCUAUUGAGUCCUGGACAUCUGCCCCUCAAGCGGAUGACAAGCCAAUUCAUGGCAACCGCACCGCCUCUGGCGCUGCUGCAGGGCUCCCUGGCACGGCUGGACGUCCAAAGAUGCGUCAAUCGUCGAGACAGACACCUGAGGGCCCUAUCGGGGUCAGCAGGAGCAGCAGCGGCGGCGGCGGUGGCGUCUCCACUGCUCGCUCAGGCGGAAGCUUACCCGUACGUACCAAAGCUCCAGCUUCCGGCGAUAUGGGCAAGAAGGAUACAGAGAAGGUGGAAGCCGAUGAAGGUGCGCUGGGCCCCUCCGAGAGUUGCUCAGAGCUGCCUUCAGUGGAUGAAGUCCCCAAACUAAAGCGUGUGCCUUUUGCAGCCGACGUUCUCUCAGAAACAUCUCAGCCGCAACCGGCAAUGCCGUUACAGCCCGUGGCAGCGAUCACGCUAGACGGGGCGGAGCCAGCUACCACUCGUAAGACGACGGAGCCAACUGGUUCGAUUCCCCACGUUGUCCCAGGCACCGACAAAGAUUCUGGGUCAGCCAAGACAGACAUCACGGUCGCCAAUAAAUCAUCCACAGACGAGAUUUCCGCAGUGAAAGCAGCGACCCAAUCGUCCGAAAGAGAAGCCGGGACUGAAGGCGACGUUUCAGACGUGGACAAUAGUGGAGGUGGUCUGCCACCUAACGCAGCAGACAUGAGUGUCAAACCAGAGCGCCAUGGAAAAGCUGCAGACAGCCUGGUACCGGCGGCGACAGACGAACAAAUUGCGAACAAAGCCACUGCAAGCGAGCCUCUGUGUGAGGGCGACACCGUUUUGUACGGCAGCGUCUUGCCGCCAUCGAUCGAGGAUGGAAUAUACGACCGGCUCUGCGAGGAAGUCCACUGGCUGCGGAUGUCACAUCAGGGAGGAGAAGUUCCAAGACUGGUCUGUGUUCAAGGUGACAUAGACGAGGAUGGAAACAUGCCAAUCUACCGCCAUCCAGCCGACGAAUCGCCGCCACUAGAGUCUUUCAGCCCAACGGUGCUACAGAUCAAAGCGCGCAUCGAGGAGAUUGUUGGGCAUCCAUUGAAUCACGCACUGAUCCAGCUGUAUCGCAGCGGCCACGACUACAUCUCGGAACAUAGUGACAAAACGCUGGACAUUGUCCCUGGAUCGUUCGUCUGCAAUGUCAGUCUCGGAGCCGAAAGGCUCAUGGUGUUCCGCACAAAGAGGACGGAUAAAGACAAGAGCGAAGCCGGGCAAGAGACGGAAGCAAAGGGCGCAGAAGGCAAGGACAGCAGGCGGCAGAUCUGCCGGGUGCAGCUGCCACACAACUCACUUAUGCGCAUGGGUCUGCAGACAAACAUGCGCUGGUUGCACGCGAUUCGACAGGACAAGCGGAUGGACCGCGACAAGACGGCGGCAGAGCUGGCGUACGACAGUGGACGGAUCAGUCUGACGUUCCGCCAGAUUGGGACGUUUCUGAACAGCGACCAGACGCGAAUAUGGGGUCAGGGUGCGCGGUCGGCGUCCCAGAAGGAGGCCGGGCCUGUUGUCAACGGACAGACAGAGGAAGCGAUCCGGAUGCUGAAGGCGUUUGGCACGGAGAACCACAGCUCCGAGUUCGAUUGGACGAAGCACUACGGCGAAGGAUUCGACGUACUUCACAUCUACGCUGCGGCGAGGCUGUUCGCCGGCGCGGACGCGGUGGCCAACCUGAGCAUCCAGCUGAUGCUGGCAGAGCUCGGGCUAGGCUAUGCCAAGGGCAGCAUCGGCAGGGCGGCAGGCGAGGAUGAGGAUUCUUCCAGGACGUCUAUUCUAGACCUCCCAGUGCGAUUUAUGGAUCGUGACGGUUGUGUAGUUGACGGCGUGCUGGCCAUCAUGUUGUACUUGAACAGCAUAUAUGGGUCUUCCAAGUCGACGGCCUCGACACCGCAGGAGACGGCUCACACGUUCAUAAGGCUGCAGAAGGCCUUAAUUCUGCAAGACAGCUGGAGGGCCGCACACAAGGCAGCAACAAGCAGCAGUGAGGUUUUGCUUUCCAGUCUCAAAGGAGAGCUGGAGCGGUGGAACGGCUAUGCCUCAGGUGGCAAGUUCAUAGGCGGUGGCAGUGCUGCUUCACUGGCCGACUUUGCUUUCUGGCCAGUGCUGUAUGAGCUGGACAAGACGUGUGCCAACGGCGAGGACGGGCUGACAGGCGAGCUUAAACGGCUCAAGCUCGACCAUCUCGGGGAGUACUACGGUAGGAUCAAGGCGAGGGAAAAGGUGCAGCAUGCGUGUUCGUCCUGA